AUGUCAAACAUUCAGAAGGUCGAAUAUGAGGCACUCACUGUCUCCGGAGAUAACUACCUCAAAUGGGCCCUUGACACCAAGAUCUACCUCAACUCAAAAAGUCUGGGUGAAUGCAUCAAAGAUCCCAACACCGCGACUCAAACAGAACGGUACUCGGUGAUAUUUAUUAUCCGCCAUCACCUCGCUGAGUCUCUCAAGCAACAAUACCUCACUCUUGAGGAUCCACUCGAACUUUGGGUGGCACUGAAAAAGCGAUAUGACCAUCAGAAAACGGUCAUACUGCCCCAAGCCAAGUUCGACUGGAAGAACCUACGGUUCGAAGAUUUCAAAUCCGUCGAAGAAUUCAAUUCCGAACUCUUUCGGAUAGUUGCACUCAUAAAACUAUGUGGCGAGGAGGUCACUGAUAAGGAUAUGCUAGAGAAAAUUAACAUUCUCUACUUUUGGCACUCCCAAUGUUGUUCUCCAACAACAAUACCGUGCCAUGAAUCAUAA
Eutrema salsugineum is the source of this 492-nucleotide messenger RNA. RefSeq lists its product as uncharacterized. Bases 1 to 492 code for a protein of 163 amino acids. The transcript has a single exon. The record is from RefSeq and is a predicted model, not a curated record. NCBI's taxonomy places the organism in Eukaryota, Viridiplantae, Streptophyta, Magnoliopsida, Brassicales, Brassicaceae.